GGCCUUGCCCAUAGCCAAGAUGGCGGCGGCCUGACAGAACAAGAAAGAGCCGAGGCGGAGCGGCGGUUGGCCUCUUCCCUUCUCCCCUCAUGACCCGCCGGGAUGCUCCGCUCGAGCGGCUUCCUCCGAGGCGUCGACUGCCCCUUCGGCUCCGCCUGCGGGAGGCCCUACUGCCACUUCCGGCACCCGCCGGGGCCUCCGCACGGCCAGCCGACCCAGGCCAGGCUCUCCCAAGCCAGGCCAGGCCAAGGAGGAGGCGGCAGCAGGAGCAGCAGGAGGCCCUCCGCCUCGGCAGCAGGGUGCGGCUAUGACCCUUACAACCCCGAGCUUCCCAAGCCCGUGUCGCAGAGCCGGAAUGGCUCCUUGGAAGAGAUCGCCGAGGCAGCUCCUGGCAUCCUGGAGCUUGAGCUGGUCAACAAGGCCAUCGAGGCCGUCAAGAAUGAAGUCGAGCGCGAGCAGAAGAAGUACGAGGAGCUCUUGGGGACGGCGAAGGAGUAUGGCUCUUCUGAGCCCCCUUCGCUCGUCUCCAAGCCCUCUGGGUCAGCAGCACCCAAGUCCUUCACUCCCUUGGAAUAUAACCCCGGGGGCUACAGCCCGGGUGGCAGUGCCGACUACAAUCCCACCCCCCUUGCAGUGGCCACUCCGAGCCGCUCCACCAAGUACACCUUGGAUUCCUUCGACAAAGCGAAAGGCAAGGGCAGCUCACUGGAGUACGUGCCCACAGUGGUCACCCAGCCCAAGAAGUACAGUUGCACAGUUGCCAAGAGCAAAUACACCCUCGACAACUCCAAGCCGUCCACGGACUUGGAGUACGACCCUCUUUCGAACUACUCCGCCCGGCUCCUGAGCAAAGCCAAGGAGCAGAGAGGGGCCAAGAGGAAAAGGGAGGCCGACCCCGAGGAGGGGUAUUCGCCUUUUCCCAAGAAGCACUGCGACGCAGGGAGCGGCCCUGAGCCGGACGCCAGGUUCUCCGACUCGGAAGAGGAGCGCGAAGUGGCUCCUGUCUUCCCUUUGAAACUGAAAGGGGGUCUGGGAAGCAAGCCGGCAGACGGGGGAAAGGGGUCCCCGCGGGCCGAUUCCCGUUCUCGGCACAUGAAGGAGACGGCGGUGCAGUACGAUAUGGAGGACAUCGAGAGCAGCGUCAAGGACUCGCCGGAGGAGGGUGAAAAGUUCACCAAGGCGUCCCCCAAAAGGGACAUGAGCGUGGGGAAGCGAGGCCCGAAGGAUAAGCUGAAAGAUAAGGCCGUCGGCGGCAACGCAGCGGACGGCAAGAGGGAGCGUGGCAAGGUUGCAGACAAGGAGAAGGCGGAAGCGAAGGCUCAGCGCAGAAAUGGAGAGAGGAGCAAGGAGAAGCACGGCAAGCCCCACGCCGACGGGCGCUCGAGGAAGCAGGACGAGCACCCCAAGGCUGCGAAAGCAGGGAGCUCUGGCACGUGCAAGAAGGUCACGCAAGGACCCAGAGCAAAGACAGUGGGCAGCGUGAAGAAAGACGGCAAGCUGAAUCCCCCUGGGGGCUUGAGACCCAAGACCACCGAGGCUUCGCAGGCCGAACGCAAAGACAAGCAGGGGAAGCGGCCCAUCUCGAAGGAUCCCAAGGAGAGCCCCGGAGCCAAGUGCAAGGCGAAACGGCGGGCUCUGAGCCACGCCGACCUCUUCGGGGAUGAGAGCGGGGAUGAAGGGCAAGCAGGGCAGCCUCACCCCGUGGCCUUCCGGGAUGUGAGCUCGGAUUCGGACCAAGACGACAGCUGCUGCUUCCCUCCACCCCGGGACAAUGGGGUGAUGAAGCGCCCUAAGGUGCCCAAAGCUCCUCCUCCUCCUCCUUCCUCCUCGUCCUCUUCUUCCGAUGAGCUUGACUAUUCGGUGCUGGAGAGGGACGUGGACUUCGAGUCCGACCCCAUGGAGGAGUGUCUUCGGAUUUUUAACGAAUCGACCGACGUCAAGACGGAAGACAAAGGCAGGCUGGGGAAGCAGCCGUCAAAAGAGGAAGGGGCCGAGGAAAAGCCGGCAGAAGACUGUCUAACCACGCUCUUUCCUGGACAGAAGCGGAGGAUCUCCCACGCGAUGAAGCCAGGGAACGCUGAGGCCCCGACCAAGCCGGUCUGCCGCCCGUACCGGCCCCCGACGGCCCAAGAGGUGUGCUACCAGCGAAUCCAGCUGGCCCAGAAGCAGGCGGCCCAGCUGGCCCGGCAGCUGCCCCCCUCGCGGCCGUCUCCGGCACCUGCGAGAGCCUCCGUGGCGAUGCACAAAGGGGAGAAGAAGCGGAUUGCUCACGUGCCCAACCCAGCUCUUCCUGCAGCGUCCAAGGGCGCCCUAGGAGGCCUCAAGAAAACCCCUUCGCCCGGGAGCACGGCAUCUUCCAACGGGGCCGAAGCCCUGUCCCUGAAAGCACGCACCCUCGCCGGGAUGGCCUCCAAGACAACCAACACGAACGUCCCCAAAAGGAUAGCCCAUGCUCCCACGCUGCAGAGUGCUACUUUGAAAAGGCCGGUGAUCCCCACCGAGUUCGGGGCAAAGGUCCCCACCAACAUCCGGCAGAGAUACCUCAACCUCUUCAUCGACGAGUGCCUGAAGUCGUGUACCUCCCAGCAAGAAGCGUUCGACAAGGCCCUGGCAGAGGAGAAGGUGGUCUACGACCGCAGCACCAGCCGCAACAUCUACCUGAACGUGGCAGUGAAUACCCUGAAGAAGCUGCGCAGCGCCCUUCCCAGCCCCGCACACAAUGAUCGCAGACUCGGCAACCGGAAGUUGGUGUCUCACGAGGCCAUGCUGGGAGGCAAGCUGGCAGCCAAGACCAGCUUCACCUUGAACCGCUCUGCGGCCGCUCAGUUGCGGGCGGAGGACCUGAAAGGGGCCUCCCUCUACCGCCGGCUCAAGGAGUACGUUUUGACAGAGGACGACCUGAAGGAGCAUGGGUACCCUCUGCCAUGCCCCGAGACGUCGGGCCGCGCCGUUGUCUUCAACGCGGAGGAGAAGAAAACGACUGACGGCUCCUGCAGAGUUUGCUGCCGCUGCGGCACCGAGUACAUGGUGACGCCGUCUGGGAACUGUGUCCGCAAGGAGGAAUGCGUCCACCACUGGGGGAAGUUGCGCAAGCAGAGAGUUCCCGGUGGUUGGGAAACCCAUUACAACUGCUGUUCCGGAGCGGUGGGUUCCCCUGGGUGCCAAGUCGCAAAACAACACGUUCACGACGGCAGGAAGGAGAACUUGGAGGGCUUUGUGAAGACCUUUGAGAAGAUGCCCAGCGCGGACGGCAACCCGGGCAUAUACGCCUUAGACUGCGAAAUGUGUUACACCAAGCAAGGCCUGGAGCUGACCCGGGUCACGGUGAUCAACUCGGAGCUGAAAGUCGUCUAUGACACGUUCGUCAAGCCUGACCACAAAGUCGUGGACUACAACACUCGGUUUUCGGGCGUGACGGAGGAGGACCUGGAGAACGCCUCCAUCACCCUGCGGGACGUCCAGGCUGUCCUCUUGAGCAUGUUCAGCUCGGACACGAUCCUGAUAGGGCACAGCUUGGAAAGCGACCUGUUUGCGCUGAAGCUCAUCCACGGGACUGUGGUGGACACGGCUGUCGUUUUCCCUCACCGCCUGGGCUUGCCUUACAAGCGGGCUCUGCGCACCUUGAUGGCCGACUACCUCAAGCGCAUCAUCCAGGACAGCGUGGAAGGCCACGACUCGAGCGAGGACGCCCGGGCAUGCAUGGAACUGAUGAUCUGGAAGAUCAAGGAAGACGCGAAAGUGAAGCGAUGAUAAAGGAGAGGCCGCCGCCGUUCUUUCUCCUUUGCCUCUUCCGCUUUUACCGGUGCAGUGCAAUAAUAAUAAUGAUGAUAAUAAUAAUAAUAACAACAACAAUAACAGCCUCUGGGGAGCCUGGGCCCUCCAGCAGGCACGUUUCCCCCAUCCUCCUGUGUUCGCCACCCUCCUCUGCAGGCACACUGAGAAAGCGUGUGACCUCGUGAGGCUGGCCGUGACGUCCUGUCCAUCCGCCCCCCCCCCCUGGACCUGUGGCACGGUAGGCCCGCCAGAGAACUCCAGGAUGAAAUCUGGGCGGUGCCUAACUCCGCAGCUCCCCGAAACCCCGUCCCGUUCUCAAACCUCGAAAAAGCAGAAAUGUGGCUUCUCCUUUUGGGGACUUAACAUGGGGCUCCCUGUGCGCUGCCACACGUCGGGAAGUUGGCUGCGACAACUUCAGCAAGCUGCGGAGGCGCUGGCAAGCCACGUGGGGGCUGCGAUCCGGCAGCAGGCCGUCUCCAAACCCGCAACACCAGGGGAGAAGGCAGAGGUGCCGUGCGGUUGGCAGGGCAGCAGAACUGAGUCUGAGUCCCGGCCGUGGGUACGGCAGGGCAUUGCGCUCGCGCCAGGAGCACAGGGGGCCCUCGGUGCAGCCGGCUGGUGCCGAACCGCAGGACAUGGGUCCCCCUGCAAAGAGGGGGGUUCCCCUCGCCCCGUCUCUCAGCUCAACGGACCUCCCCGCUCUCCGCUGCCUGCAUUGUUGGACUCCUUCCUGAGGUAGAGGAUGGCCCCGGAUAGCCGCCUGACCCGGAAUCAUUGCUUGCGCAAGUCCUCUAGGGUGGAAAAUGGGGCAGGGGGCAUGAGCACGGCAGGGUCGCUGCAGGGAGCCUUACGAUUCACCCUCCUUCACAACGGCAAACCAGGGAACUUCCUCCACUAUUCAGAGCAUAUCACACUGAACUUUCAAGCUCAGCCGCGACUUUUUUAAAAAAACACUAGGAAAUGCUUCUUCCUAAUAAAAUUGCUAGCUUUUCUGAAACGCUGUUCCAUGAACGCCCCGUGGGGAAGCUUAACCCAGCUCGCUUGGGGGGGCGACGGGCGACACACGAUGCAGGUGGAAAUCUUUGCCUUGGCGUAUAAUGAGAAAAGAAAAAGGGGUGGUGGUGGUUGAAUCCACCUUCUCCUCCUCAAAUUCACGCACGCUCAGUUAUCCACGAGUGUAAAUAACAAUGUUCUAGGAACGGAGCAAGUUAGAAGACAGGGUGGGUGGUGGGUGGGUUUCCUAUUUAAAGCAAGGGGACAAUUCUGCACUACAAGCUGUUUCAGCUGACAAAACACUCUUCCUUCCUCUGCACACACCCCCCCCUCCCGAAUUGUCAUUUAAGGAGGCCUAAGGAGAGAGCUCUCUUAGAGAGUUCAAAUGUUUCCCGACGCCAUUCAUUCCCUUUAAAUACCAGUUCCCUGUUUCCAUAUUUCUUUGCAGCUCCCAGUCUGCCCUCUUCCUUCCUUCCUUCCUUCCUUCGAGGGUAAUAAGAGGAGAAAGCAAGUCUCCUUGGCCCCUGGGGGGGGAAAAGAAACUUUAUUAUUAUUAUUAAUAAUAAUAACCUUAGUACGACCUCUUCUGCAGUUGACCUCAGCCGUUCCCUGGUUGACGAUUCCCGAAUCUCUUGUUUUGUUAACACUGUACAGUUAAUUAAAAAUGGGCGCUGUAGACUUUGUAUAUGCAGAACUGGUAAAACCUGUUAACACUAUUUUGUAAAUGGUUUUUUUUGUUUUGUUUUUUUAAAUAAAUAAAAAUCCUGGCUAUUUGUGGUAAGCAUGAUUGGUUGUUU
Messenger RNA from Zootoca vivipara (common lizard), 5564 nucleotides. It is a transcript of the gene REXO1, whose product is annotated as RNA exonuclease 1 homolog. Gene Ontology annotation, cellular component: nucleus. The record is from RefSeq and is a predicted model, not a curated record. Gene Ontology annotation, molecular function: nucleic acid binding; exonuclease activity. NCBI's taxonomy places the organism in Eukaryota, Metazoa, Chordata, Lepidosauria, Squamata, Lacertidae.